This is a messenger RNA of Centruroides sculpturatus (bark scorpion), 1103 nucleotides long. Its product is annotated as E3 ubiquitin-protein ligase SIAH2-like. NCBI's taxonomy places the organism in Eukaryota, Metazoa, Arthropoda, Arachnida, Scorpiones, Buthidae. The coding region runs from base 327 to 935 and encodes 202 amino acids. The transcript is spliced from 3 exons. Gene Ontology annotation, cellular component: cytoplasm. Gene Ontology annotation, molecular function: ubiquitin protein ligase activity. The record is from RefSeq and is a predicted model, not a curated record.
UUCCUAUCUCUCAGGAACUUAAGAAUAAAUCACAAGGCUCUUAUGACAUAAAAAUUUGCUAUUGGCGAAGAAGAAUAACGUGACUCGAGGUAUAAAAGAGGUGUGACGGAAGAAGAAGGGCCUGUCAUCGCCGAUCGCCGUUCGUAUUGAGGUCCGUCGUCCCUGUUUGACAUCGCCGUCGGCCGUCACCUUCCGUGAUCGAUGUCCAUCAACGCCGCCCGUCGUCAUUGUUCAACGUUGCCUUCCGUAGAAAAAGACGUCCGUGUCUCUCACGUCAGUCAGUAACCCAAAUCCUAGAGAUACAUGUGGCUUCCUACGAGCAGGAUAUGGCUCUUACGACGUUGCUAAGCUGCCCCAUCUGUUACGAGCUGGUCAAAACGCCGGUUUACCAGUGUACUAAUGGACACAUCGUCUGUUCCAAGUGCCGGCCACAAAUCACCACAUGCCACACUUGUCGCGAGACUCUGGGACACAUCCGCAGCCUCGUGGUCGAGCAGAUUGCGUCUUCUUUGCGGUUGCCUUGCAUCAAUCAACCUUUUGGCUGCCCAAAUGUCUACCGGAACCAAAUCGGGCAGCCCAUCAACGACACUUAUCUCCUACACCUUCCGGAAAUGGCACAAUCUAAUGACUGGUGGGACACCCCGGUCUCAUCGCCACCUCCUCCACCACCAUCAGCGGAAGUGAACAGCGCCUCCCUACAGGCCGCACUAAACUUUACUCGAGCCCAACACAGGCACGAAACUACACCAGCUACGAUUAUCUUACCCGUCGGUUAUAAAUGUCCUCCACAAUUAGAAACCGCCUUCCGGGAAGAAACCGAGCGCACCGACCGAUAUUAUCAACUGAACGCCACCACCUCCCUGUUUAUGCAGCCAGAACCCCAUUAUUUCCUAUCCCCCUGUGAGGGGACGCUCCCGCCAAGUUCGAACUCCUAGAACCCGGGGCCGACCCUCUCGUCCAUAAAUCUCAACUAAUUACUUGUAUGCUCCAUAACGUAUCCUAUAAUUACAAUGUAUUCCUAAUUAAAUUAUAUAUAUUUAAUAUUUUAUGCAUAGUUAAAAAGUUAUGUAUUCCAAGUCAGAGAAAAAUCUAACGAGUGUAUA